ACAACGUACAAGUCUAUUGAUGUAACGUAUAGCUUUUUCAUGAUUAUAUUUCUACAUAAAAAAUACAGAAACAUAUACAAAUAAGAAAAUAAGUUGUGAUAAAAUGGAAGAAACAAAUCAUAUCAUUAACAAACUGCACUCUGACAAAAACGUGACAGAGGAAGAGUUCCAAAAUUUUGUGCACCGCGUUACAGAAGUAGAAAAAAUUGUGAAGAAAUUAGCGUCUUCCGAUCCGAAGGAACAAGAAUGUGGAAAGAGAUUGGCCGACGAAAUCUUAGAAAGAAAUAUUCAAAGAGACAUUUGCGAAGAUGACGUAAAAAUUAAAACUAAUCGGUCAUUAAUUAAUAAAUAUCCUUCAGAAAAUGUUUCUUCCAGUGAUUCAGAUAAAAUGUCACGAGGUAGAUUGUUUUCAUUUGUUACACACAUUUAUACGAUAAUUUUGUACAAUAUAAAAUUCAAUGUUGUAACAGAUAUGUUCAUGAAAAGUGUGGAAGAUGAUGCUAAAAAGCGAGCGGAAGAUCGCAAGGUCCGAAACGAACGAGCGGAAACAUUGAAAAGAAUCGCGAACGGUGCGUUCAAAGAGGGCGAUUACGAAAAAGCGGUAACGUAUUUCAGUAAAGCGUUAGAGCAACGUAAAGACUCCACUGUUUUGUGGAACAACCGCGCGUUGUCACACAUGCAUCUCGGAUUAUUCGAGAAAGCUUUGCAUGACUUUACAUGGGCGUUGAAAGUAAACGACUGUAAUUUGAAAGCUCUUUUAAAUAGCGCCAAGUGUUACAUGCAUCUUAGAAACAAGGAAAAGAGCAGAGAAUACAUACAAAUGGCUAGAGACAAGAAUCCUCAUUUCAACAAAUUUAUUAACGAAUUUGAAGAAAGUAUAGAGACCGAAUUCAACAAAACCAACAUACAAAUAAUCGGUCACGAUGAAGUGGAGUAAGCAACGUGAUAAUUUAACAAUAUUCCUCUUUCUGUCAUUUUUUGUGUCAGUACAUGAUUUGCUCGUAUGUAAUAGCCUAAAUAAGUAGUUAAA
This is a messenger RNA of Pseudomyrmex gracilis, 1030 nucleotides long. Its product is annotated as tetratricopeptide repeat protein 12. The coding region runs from base 104 to 937 and encodes 277 amino acids. Gene Ontology annotation, molecular function: protein binding. Lineage: Eukaryota; Metazoa; Arthropoda; Insecta; Hymenoptera; Formicidae. The transcript has 3 exons. The record is from RefSeq and is a predicted model, not a curated record.